AUGGAGACCUACCCGGCAGAUGAUGCCUCGGUAGCCGCAGACCAAGACGAUAAUCACAUGAGUAACCUGGGUCGUGCACGACCACGACGACACGACGAUGACGAUGACGGCUCUGAUAUCUUGGAGGAUGAUGACAUGGAGAGCAUCGUCGGUGGAGCAGUCUCUCGCCACCACAAGGGCCAUGGAAAUGGCGAUGAAGAGAAAGAACUUCCAGCCCAUGCGUGCGCAUACUGUGGUAUCCACAACCCUAGCAGUGUCGUGAAGUGUCUUUCUUGCAACAAGUGGUUCUGUAGUGCUCGAGGCAACACCUCUUCGUCGCAUAUUGUCAAUCACCUCGUACGUGCUCGGCACAAGGAAGUACAGCUACACCCAGCUUCUUCACUCGGCGAUACCAUUCUUGAAUGUUACAACUGUGGUACCAAGAAUGUCUUUUUACUCGGUUUCAUACCUGCGAAAUCCGACACUGUUGUGGUCCUUCUUUGCAGACAGCCGUGCGCGGCCAUGCCAUCUUCCAAAGAUAUGAAUUGGGACACUUCUCGCUGGCAGCCGCUUAUUGAGGAUCGCUCGUUUCUUCCAUGGCUUGUCUCUGCUCCCACCGACCAGGAGCAACUUCGUGCUCGCCAUCUCAGUCCCCAGUUAAUCGCAAAGUUGGAGGAAAUGUGGAAAGAAAACUCUCAGGCAACAUUGGAGGAUUUGGAAAAGGCUACUGCGGUUGAUGAUGAACCAGCGCCUGUUCUCCUCCGAUAUGACGAUGCCUAUCAAUAUCAGAAUAUCUUCGGGCCGCUUGUGAAGAUCGAAGCUGAUUACGAUCGGAAGCUGAAGGAAUCACAGUCCCAAGAUGGUCUGAUUGUUCGCUGGGAUCUAGGUUUGAACAACAAGCACCUUGCGAGUUUUGUUCUCCCAAAACUUGAACUGGGCGAUGUCAAAUUGGCAGUCGGUGAUGAAAUGCGCCUCAAAUACACUGGUGAACUACGUUCUAAGUGGGAAGGAGUUGGCUACGUCAUGAAGAUUCCAAACAACCAAUCUGACGAAGUCACCAUCGAGUUACGAUCGAAGGGAGAUCACAAAUCUGUUCCUACAGAAUGUACUCACAACUUCACCGCUGAUUACGUUUGGAAAUCAACGUCAUUUGACCGUAUGCAGCUCGCCAUGAAGACAUUCGCUGUCGACGAGAUGAGCGUUUCCGGAUACAUUUUCCAUCGACUCCUUGGCCAUGAAGUCGCCGCGGCUCCUAUGAAAACGCAAAUUCCGAAGAAAUUCAGUGUUCCCGGAUUGCCUGAUCUGAAUGGCAGUCAAAUCAACGCAGUGAAAAGCGUCCUGCAGCGACCUCUGAGUUUGAUCCAGGGCCCUCCAGGAACUGGUAAGACUGUCACUUCAGCGACAAUUAUCUAUCACCUCGCCAAGAUCAACGGAGGCCAAGUAUUGGUUUGUGCUCCAUCCAACGUCGCCGUUGAUCAGCUCUGUGAACGUAUCCACCGUACAGGCUUGAAGACCGUCCGUGUGACCGCAAAAUCUCGUGAAGAUGUCGAGUCACCAGUUGCUUUCCUUUCCUUGCACGAGCAAGUUCGCAUGAACGACAGUAACAUUGAAUUGGUAAAGCUGAAUCAGCUCAAAGCAGAACUUGGUGAGUUGUCGAGCCAGGACGAGAAACGUCUAAAGCAGCUUACCCGCGCUGCUGAGCGUGAGGUCUUGACGAAUGCCGAUGUCAUCUGCUGCACUUGUGUGGGUGCCGGCGAUCCUCGUUUGGCCAAAUUUAAAUUUCGCACUGUUCUCAUCGACGAAUCGACCCAAUCUGCCGAGCCAGAAUGUAUGAUUCCUCUGGUUCUGGGGUGCAAACAAGUUGUCUUGGUCGGCGACCACCAGCAGCUGGGCCCGGUCAUCAUGAACAAGAAAGCUGCCAAGGCUGGUUUGAACCAAUCUCUCUUCGAGCGUUUGGUCAUCCUGGGAUGCUCUCCGAUCCGUUUGAAUGUGCAGUAUCGAAUGCACCCCUGCCUCUCUGAUUUCCCAUCCAAUAUGUUCUAUGAAGGCUCACUGCAGAAUGGUAUCACCAUUCAUGAUCGUCUUCGCCGUGAUGUUGACUUCCCUUGGCCCAUGAUUGAUAACCCCAUGAUGUUCUGGUCAAACCUCGGCAAUGAAGAAAUUUCUGCAUCCGGAACCUCGUAUCUCAACCGUACGGAGGCGACCAAUGUGGAGAAAAUCGUCACCCGCUUUUUCAAGGCAGGUGUACAGCCAAGUGGUAUUGGUAUCAUCACCCCCUACGAGGGACAGCGAAGCUACAUUGUCAGCUCCAUGCAAGCCACAGGCACCUUCAAAAAGGAGCACUAUAAGGAAAUCGAAGUGGCUUCCGUUGAUGCGUUCCAGGGACGAGAGAAGGAUUACAUUAUCCUUUCUUGUGUUCGGUCCAAUGACCACCAAGGUAUCGGUUUCCUAAGUGACCCUCGUCGUCUCAACGUCGCUCUCACCCGGGCUCGAUUCGGCUUGGUCAUCCUGGGCAACCCUAAAGUUUUGUCGAAGCAUCCUCUCUGGAACUGUCUUUUGCAACAUUUCAAGGAGCGCCACUGUCUUGUGGAGGGACCUCUAUCCAAUCUUCAGGAGUCAUUGAUCCAGUUCAGCCGUCCCAAGCAGGCUUACCGUGGCCCUCAGCGCUUCCAUAUGUCUUCCGGCUUCAACCAAGGAGCUGCGGCAGCCGUUACGGGCUCUGUCAACGGUCGCAAUGGACAGCGAAAUGAGUAUCAAGAUACUGGCUCUGUUGUUGGAUACAUCCCUGACGAUGUUUCAUCAGUGCAUUCCUCUGCAGUCGGCGGAGUGGGCUUACCUUCCGGAUAUCCUCCGAUGUUCCAGAACUUCGCCGAUCAGUGGCCAUCUCUUUCCGGCGGGCGCCGUGCCAAUGGCGGUCGAGUCAAAGGUGCACCUAGCGUUGCUGGAGAAUCUGUCGCUGCGACUGAAUCCGACGUCACAGGGAGCGUUGUCGAUGGACGUGGCGGUGUUGACCAAGGCGGUGUCAGUCUUGCUGGGUUGAGUAUUAAUGACAUGGGCAAACAGGCUAGUCUAAGCCAGUCUGAUCGCCUGAAACGCUAUGUGGAAUCUGGCGGCCGUGAGCCCUACCGAGGGGCAGUUCCCGACAACGGUAGCAUCUUCGGGGGCAGUUCUGCCAGCAUUCGUGUGACCCGAGGCGUGCCUGGACACAAUGCGAUUGAUGACGAUGACGCGAGAAGCGUGUCAACCGCUUUUGCCAGUCAAGUUGGCGGCAACUACGACUGA
Penicillium oxalicum is the source of this 3261-nucleotide messenger RNA. Its product is annotated as putative regulator of nonsense transcripts. Gene Ontology annotation, biological process: nuclear-transcribed mRNA catabolic process, nonsense-mediated decay. Bases 1 to 3261 code for a protein of 1086 amino acids. NCBI's taxonomy places the organism in Eukaryota, Fungi, Ascomycota, Eurotiomycetes, Eurotiales, Aspergillaceae. The transcript has 2 exons. The record is from RefSeq and is a predicted model, not a curated record. Gene Ontology annotation, molecular function: ATP hydrolysis activity; ATP binding; RNA binding. Gene Ontology annotation, cellular component: cytoplasm.